CGCUAGCUAAUCUGCGGCUGCGGCUGCGGCUUGGCUAAGAUCUAGAGGCUGCCCAUCUACUGCAGCCAUGUCGGAGGCCGCCAGCACGCCAGGGGCAGCCACAAAGGACGCCACCACGCAGGCCCCACAGGACAGGGAAGAGUCAGAAUCCGACGAUGACUGGCUCCCCGGCCCCGGGAGCAUACACGAUCACCCCUUCGCUGUCGUCGACCCGUUUCCGUUCCUAAAGUUGGCCGCGGACGAGCGCCGCGUCGUGCUAUCGUUCUUAUUAGGCGCGAGGAGCUAUCCCCUCGGGGCGCCUGGUGCUCCCGAGCGCGUGCGCUUCUCCGCCGUGGAAGCGCUCCGUACACUGACGUUUCACGCGCGGAGCAUCAAAGCUGUCUGCAGGGACGUCGCGGCCGACGUGCGCGUGCUCGAAGGCGCGCCUCGACAGGCCCACCGGUCGGUCGCGACGCCACUAGCCUGGCUGAAGGGUUUAUGGGAUGCAGAAAUCAUCCCAGGGAUGGAGUACACCGCGAGCAGUUAUGUGCUCGAAGGCUGCCGCGAGCGAGCAGCGGUCGCGCGUCGCGGCAAUCUCGCGUUGGCUAUGUACCAGCGCCUCGGGCAGCAUCGCCGGCCCCGUAUCAUCUCCAUUAAAACGCCGGGCCAUUGGCGCAAGCGAAGGACUGACGCCGUCAAACAUUUUUUUGAGUAUCAGCGCUCGCCCCUUGGCGAGAGAGAGCACAAACAGCUCUCCUGGGCCCACACGCGAACGAGCACCUCGGGGGAGAUGCACGCGCCCGUCGAUGCGACGCUCCUCAAGUCGCUGUGUGCGACUGCUUUCGAUAGCUUCCUCGAGGGUCUCCGCAGCGCUGUGCUCAGCGGCACGAUGUGGACUCUACAUGUCGAAGGCGUCCAGGUUAUGUAUCGGGGCGGCUUCGUCGACGACGACGACGAAGAAUGGGCUGACGGAGAAUGGCUGCGCGGCGACGACGACGAUUUCGACGCGCUGGACGCGGGUCUCGCGGCAUUUUUUGGAGCUGAUGCCAUGCGAAGGCCGCCGUGGGUGCAGACCUGGUGCAAUAAAUAUGGUCGGCCAUCCGUUACACGGAUUCGCGACAUUGUCGACCUUAUCGGACGACGCCCUAGUAGUUUCAACCUCACAGACAGAAGCUCUAAGGCUCCGGCGGCGGUGAUUAACGUCUCGUUUCCUGACGACAUUCAAGCGGUGGAGCAACCUAACACUCACAAUCCGACGGGUCCGCCCGCAUUUAUGCAACUUGGACCAGAGAUCAAGGCCCACUGCCGCGCUGGCAGUCAUUCUUGGCGGGACGUGGCGUUCAAGAUCCAAACUGGAAAUUUCUGGGACCCGGGAGUGCCCAAAGGAUCAUAUUAUACUCACCAGGGCGUUGUAGAAAGGGGCAUGGGAGAAGACCCCCCCUUGGGGCCGGACCGCGCGUCUCUCUUUGUUCCCAUCGUCGAGGGCGUCUUCGACGCGAUGUGUACCUGCAGGAUCGUCGGCCUAAGUUAGUCACAUAUACUUACA
Pelagomonas calceolata is the source of this 1525-nucleotide messenger RNA. Lineage: Eukaryota; Pelagophyceae; Pelagomonadales; Pelagomonadaceae. The record is from the annotation of a GenBank genome assembly.